This is a messenger RNA of Pseudozyma flocculosa PF-1, 2592 nucleotides long. RefSeq lists its product as uncharacterized. The record is from RefSeq and is a predicted model, not a curated record. Bases 1 to 2592 code for a protein of 863 amino acids. The transcript has 2 exons. NCBI's taxonomy places the organism in Eukaryota, Fungi, Basidiomycota, Ustilaginomycetes, Ustilaginales, Ustilaginaceae. Gene Ontology annotation, cellular component: membrane. Gene Ontology annotation, molecular function: sulfate transmembrane transporter activity. Gene Ontology annotation, biological process: transmembrane transport.
AUGCCGCCAAACGAUGCCGCACAAGGCUCCGGCGGCUUCAAGGCCAAGUCGGCCAAGGCCUUCCGCAAGCUGGUCAGCUACGAUGACCAGGAGUUUGCCCGCCUCGGCGUCCCGGUCGUCAGCACCUAUGACUACUUCCGUGACCUGGGCCGAGGGCCAGGGAACAUGCUGGUCGACUACUUCGACUCGCUCUUCCCCAUCCGGCACUGGCUGCCGUCGUACAACCUUCAGUGGCUCAUCGGCGAUCUCAUCGCCGGUAUCACCGUCGCCCUCGUGCUCGUGCCCCAGUCGAUGUCGUAUGCCAUCCUCGCCGGCCUCAAGCCCGAGUUCGGUCUCUACUCCUCGUUUGUCGGCGUCAUGAUCUACGCCAUCUUUGCCACCUCCAAGGACGUCACCAUCGGCCCGGUCGCCGUCAUGUCGCUCCAGACGUUCAACGUCGUCAACAGCGUUCUGGACAAGACCGACGUGUGGACUGCCGAGCAGAUCGCCUCGGCGCUCGCCUUCCUCUGCGGCAUCGUCUGCCUCGGCAUCGGCAUCAUCCGCAUCGGCUGGAUCAUCGAGUUCAUCCCGACGCCCGCCGUGGCAGGCUUCAUGACGGGAUCGGCCAUCAGCAUCGCCGCCGGUCAGGUGCCCAAGCUCCUCGGCCUGUCGAGCGUCAAGACCAACGGCACCGCCACCUACCAGGUCAUCAUCGACACGCUCAAGGCGCUGCCCAACACCAACCUCAACGCCGCCUUUGGCCUACCGGCGCUCGCCUUCCUCUACGCCUCGCGCUCCUUCUUCAAGUGGCUGCCCACGCGGUACCCGCAACUGGGCAAGACGGCCUUCUUCCUCACCGUCCUGCGCAACGCCUUUGUCAUCAUCGUCUUCACCAUCGCCAGCCGCGUCUGGGUGGGCCAGUACAAGGACCCGAAAAAGUACCCCAUCAGCAUCCUCAAGACGGUGCCCCGCGGCUUCCAGCACAUCGGCCAGCCCACCCUCGACACGCAGCUGUUUGCCGACAUGGCUGGCCAGCUGCCCGUCUCGGUCAUUGUGCUGCUCCUCGAGCACAUCGCCAUCGCCAAGUCGUUUGGCCGCCUCAACAACUACAAGAUCAACCCCAACCAGGAGCUCAUCGCCAUCGGCGUCACCAACCUCGUCGGACCGUGCUUUGGCGGCUACGCGGCCACCGGCUCCUUCUCGCGCACCGCCAUCAAGUCCAAGUCGGGCGUCCGCACGCCGCUGGCCGGUUGGUUCACGGGCAUCCUCGUCCUGAUCGCCAUCUACGCCCUGACCGGCACCUUCUACUGGAUCCCCAACGCCGUCCUCUCGGCCGUCAUCAUCCACGCCGUCGGCGACCUCAUCACGCCGCUCUCGGUCACCUACAAGUUCUGGCUGAUCAGCCCGCUUGAGAUGAUCAUCUUCCUCGCCGCCGUGUUUGUCACCAUCUUUUCGAGCAUCGAGAACGGCGUCUACACGUCGGUCGCGGCAUCGCUGGUGCUCCUCCUCGUCCGCAUCGCACGGCCCCGAGGCAGGUGGCUCGGCGUCGUCCGCGUCCACCACGGCACCACGUCGCCCGACCAGUCGACCGUCACGCUCUCGCACCGCGACGUCUUCGUUCCGCUGGACGACAAGGACGGCCUGCGCGACCCGUCGAUCCGCGUCGAGGCGCCGCCGCCCGGCGUCCUCAUCUACCGCUUCGAGGAGGCCUUCACCUACCCGAACGCGUCGCACCUGGCCGACCUGCUCAUCGAGAAGGCCAAGGUCGAGACCCGGCCCGGACGGCCGCUCGACUACGCCAAGCCUGGCGACCGUCCCUGGAACGACCCGGGCCCGGCGAACCCCGCCUUCAGCAAGCUCGCCAACUGUGUCAAGCGCCGACGCGACGGCAAAGAGGCCGACGCCAACGUCGACCUCACCGACCGCAGGCCGCUGCUCAAGGCCUUCAUCUUUGACUUUUCCUCGGUCAGCAACGUCGACACGACCUCGAUCCAGACGCUGGUCGACGUGCGCGCCGCGGUCGAGCGCUGGGCCGACGCCAAGGUCGAGUUCCACUUUGCCAACAUCCUCUCGCCCUGGAUUCGCAGGGGCCUGCUUGCCGGCGGCUUCGGAACGGGUCUGGCAUCGCGGCACAUUACCGAGGUGGCGCCCGUCGUUUCGCAGCGCGAGGCCACCACGCUGCCGCCCAAGGAGCAGCGCGAGCGCGAGCAGGCCGAGCGGGAACGCCGCGCACGCGCCAUUCAGCGGGCCCUGUCGGGCAAGGACGUCGACGAGCACACCUACCCGUCGUCGGCCGCCGCCACCGCCGCUGCGGGCAUCGCCCCCGAUGUCAAGUCGCCCUACGUGCUCGAGGAUAUCGAGGCCGAGGGCUCGUCUUCGCCUUCGAGGGACAGCAUCGAGAAGAGCCUCGAGGAGGGCAGGACUGGCGGAACCACCGAAGACGGCCACGACGCCAAUGCCGGGCGGCCGGGACCGCGGGAUAGCCAGAUUUCGAUCCCCAUCAUCUGGGGCAACGACCUGACUCCCUUCUUCCACCUCGACCUGAGCGCCGCCCUCGCCGCGGCCAGCGUCGGUGUUGAGGCUUCGCGUCAGCAGCAGCAGCAGCAGCAGUAG